Messenger RNA from Penicillium longicatenatum, 1353 nucleotides. Its product is annotated as CAAX farnesyltransferase subunit beta RAM1. The transcript has 7 exons. The record is from RefSeq and is a predicted model, not a curated record. The coding region runs from base 1 to 1353 and encodes 450 amino acids. Gene Ontology annotation, molecular function: protein farnesyltransferase activity. Gene Ontology annotation, biological process: protein farnesylation. Lineage: Eukaryota; Fungi; Ascomycota; Eurotiomycetes; Eurotiales; Aspergillaceae. Gene Ontology annotation, cellular component: protein farnesyltransferase complex.
AUGGCGAGCCAAGCAGCACGGCCGGGGGUCCCAGACUUGUUCACGCAGCCGCCGCCCAUCCGCGACCCGCUCGUGACAGAGACCACUGAUCUGCAGGAUGCGACGCUUGAGAAGUGCCUGCCUUUCCUAAAAGGCAUCCAAAAUAGUCAAUCUGGCCCCUUCAAUACAUGCGGAGUGCCUGCACUCCAGCGUGAUGAUCAUGUAGCCUUUGCCUUUGAUUCCUUGGAAGAUUAUCCCCCCAGCUUUGUCAUCUUGGACGCCAGCCGCCCAUGGAUGGCAUACUGGGGUCUAACCUCAUUGUUCUUGAUGGGAGAGGAUCCCACUCGAUUCCGAGAACGGUUGAUUAACACUCUGCGACCCGCACAGAACCCUACCGGGGGUUUUGGUGGCGGUCGUGGUCAAAUAUCCCACCUAGCUGGUAGCUAUGCCGCCGUUCUAUCGCUUGCAACCGUUGGGGGCGAGGAUGCGUUUGCAUUGAUUGAUCGGCAAGCAAUGUGGCAAUGGCUGGGCCGAUUGAAGCAGGCCGAUGGGGGCUUUCGCGUCUGCGAGGGCGGGGAAAAGGACGUGCGUGGUGGAUACUGCGUCAUGGCUAUUAUUACUUUGCUCGAUUUGCCUAUCGAGUUACCCGCGGACUGUGAAGCCCGGCAGGCUGGUUUAGAGAACUUGACCGAUGGCCUUGCCCAAUAUAUGUCGCGCUGUCAAACAUAUGAGGGCGGCAUCUCGGGCAGCCCAGGCGUAGAAGCGCAUGGGGCAUAUGCCUACUGCGCGUUGGCCUGCUUGGCCCUCCUGGGGCCCCCAGAAGAGACUAUUCCCAGACAUAUGGAUGUGCCUAUGCUAGUGUCAUGGCUAUCUGCACGCCAAUAUGCCCCCGAGGGUGGGUUUUCGGGCAGAACUAACAAGUUAGUCGAUGGAUGCUACAGCCACUGGGUUGGCGGAUGCUGGCCACUGCUCCAGUCUGCUUUAGAUGGCAAACCACAAAGCAAUGGACCUCCGGCCACGACUGUGGGUCAUCUGUUCAGCCGCGAAGGAUUAUCCCGCUAUAUCCUCGGAUGUUGCCAAUCGAACAACGGCGGCCUUCGCGAUAAACCAGGAAAGCACCCCGAUUCUUACCACACCUGCUACGUACUUGCGGGCUUGAGCGCCAUGCAGCACUACCAUUAUCGCACGGACUCGAGCCCUACAUCAAGCAAGAUGUUUUCAUCUGCCUUCUCUUGGCGCUCGAGCCCGAUCCGCGAAGGCAAUGUGUAUGAGAAGAGCGACCGACUCGAGCCACUCCACCCUCUUUAUGGAAUUCCGUACCCCAGUGCCGAUGCGAUGCGGCUCUGGUGUGAAGCCCGACCCAUUACGCCUUAG